CGUGACCUCCAUGUGGGAGCUACAGCUCCCCUAAGUAAACACUCGGCGCGGCCCGGACUCGGCUUCUUCCCAUUUGUGAGGCGGAGGCUGCCAUAGCGCCUCGGGGCCAGUUCCGGUUUUCCCUCCUCCUCUGCUGGGCUGGGCGGGCGCGCGGUCUGGGAGGCGCCGCCGCUGCGAGUCCGACCGCGAGUCUGGUCCGUCUUCCUCGCCCGUGCGCGCGCGCGCGCUCGCUCGCCUGCCCGCGGCGGAGAUCCGGAGCCGCCCGGGAAGGCAGCGCGGGCCAGGCGGGGCGCGGCGUCCCGAGCACCGGGGGAGACAAAGGGGAACCCGGCCUCCUUUUCCUGGUACCAAGAUGUGGAUCCAGGUUCGCACCAUCGACGGCUCCCAGACGCGCACCAUCGAGGACGUUUCUCGCAAAGCCACCAUUGAAGAGCUACGCGAGCGGGUCUGGGCGCUGUUCGACGUGCGGCCCGAGUGCCAGCGUCUCUUCUACCGGGGCAAACAGUUGGAAAAUGGAUAUACUUUAUUUGACUAUAAUGUUGGACUGAAUGAUAUAAUUCAGCUACUAGUACGCCCAGACUCUGAUCUUCCUAGCACAUCUAAACAGACUGAUAUACAGGCUAAACCCUGUUCUAAUAGUCCACCUAAAGUAAAGAAAACUGCAAGGGUGGGAUCUUCCAGUCAGCCAUCUACAUCAGCUCGUGCUUGUCUCAUUGAUCCUGGCUUUGGACUGUAUAAGGUAAAUGAAUUGGUGGAUGCCAGAGAUGUCGGCCUUGGUGCUUGGUUUGAAGCACAUAUACAUAGUGUUACUAGAGCUUCUGAUGGACAUUCACGUGGCAAAACUCCACUGAAGAAUGGCAGUUCUUAUAAAAGGACUAAUGGAAAUGUAAAUCAUAAUUCCAAAGAGAACACAAAUAAAUUGGACAAUGUACCCUCUACGUCUAAUUCAGACUCUGUUGCUGCUGAUGAAGACGUUAUUUAUCAUAUCGAGUAUGAUGAGUAUCCAGAAAGUGGCACAGUAGAAAUGAAUGUUAAGGAUCUUCGACCACGAGCAAGAACCAUUUUGAAAUGGAAUGAACUAAAUGUUGGUGAUGUGGUAAUGGUUAAUUACAAUGUAGAAAAUCCGGGAAAAAGAGGAUUUUGGUAUGAUGCAGAAAUUACCACACUGAAGACAAUCUCAAGGACCAAAAAAGAACUUCGUGUGAAAAUUUUCCUGGGGGGUUCUGAAGGAACAUUAAAUGACUGCAGAGUAAUAUUUAUAGAAGAAAUCUUCAAAAUUGAGAAGCCUGGAGCCCAUCCUAUUUCAUUUGCAGAUGGAAAGUUUUUAAGGAAAAAUGACCCUGAAUGUGACCUGUGUGGAGGAGACCCAGAUAAGAAAUGCCAUACAUGCUCUUGUCAUAAAUGUGGUGAGAAACGGGAACCCAAUAUGCAGCUUCUGUGUGAUGAAUGUAAUAUGGCCUAUCAUAUUUACUGCCUGAACCCACCAUUGGAGAAAAUACCAGAAGAAGAAUAUUGGUAUUGUCCUUCCUGUAAAACUGAUUCCAGUGAGGUUGUAAAGGCUGGAGAAAAACUCAAGAUGAGUAAAAAGAAAGCAAAGAUGCCUUCUUCUAGUACUGAAAGCCGGAGAGACUGGGGCAGGGGAAUGGCUUGUGUUGGUCGUACAAAAGAAUGUACUAUUGUCCCUUCUAAUCAUUAUGGACCUAUUCCUGGUAUUCCUGUUGGGUCAACUUGGAGAUUUAGAGUUCAGGUGAGCGAAGCAGGUGUUCAUAGACCCCAUGUUGGUGGAAUUCAUGGUCGCAGCAAUGAUGGGGCUUAUUCUCUUGUCUUGGCUGGAGGAUUUGCAGAUGAAGUAGACCGAGGUGAUGAAUUCACAUACACUGGAAGUGGUGGUAAAAAUCUUGCUGGUAAUAAAAGAAUUGGUGCACCAUCAGCUGAUCAAACAUUAACAAAUAUGAACAGGGCAUUGGCCCUAAACUGUGAUGCUCCAUUGGAUGAUAAAGUUGGAGCAGAGUCUCGAAAUUGGAGAGCUGGUAAGCCAGUCAGAGUGAUACGCAGUUUUAAAGGGAGGAAGAUCAGCAAAUAUGCUCCUGAAGAAGGCAACAGAUAUGAUGGCAUUUAUAAGGUGGUGAAAUACUGGCCAGAGAUUUCAUCCAGCCAUGGUUUCUUGGUUUGGCGCUAUCUUUUGAGAAGGGAUGAUGUUGAACCUGCACCUUGGACCUCAGAAGGAAUAGAACGAUCAAGGAGAUUAUGUCUGCGUUUACAGUAUCCAGCAGGUUACCCAUCAGAUAAGGAAGGGAAGAAAACCAAGGGACCAUCAAAGAAACAGACCAGUGAAGCCACAAAAAGGCCUACUUCAGAUGAUGAAUGUCCAAGUGCCUCCAAGAUUGUGAAAGCAUCAGAUCCAGCAGAAGCUGUCGAGGCUUUCCAGCUCACCCCACAGCAGCAGCGCCUCAUCAGAGAAGACUGUCAGAACCAGAAGCUGUGGGAUGAAGUGCUUGCGUCUCUUGCAGAAGGACCAAAUUUUUUGAAAAAGUUGGAACAGUCUUUUAUGUGUGUUUGCUGCCAGGAAUUAGUUUACCAGCCAGUGACAACAGAGUGCUUGCACAACGUAUGUAAAGAUUGCUUGCAGCGCUCCUUUAAGGCCCAGGUUUUCUCCUGCCCUGCUUGCCGGCAUGAUCUUGGCCAGAAUUACAUCAUGAUUCCCAAUGAGAUUCUGCAGACCCUGCUUGACCUUUUCUUCCCUGGCUACAGCAAAGGACGAUGAUCUGUCUACACCUGUUGUUCCUGGUGGCUUUUUGGACAAUAAAGAAUCUAAAUGGGAAGGGAGGGUUGAAGCAAUGGUGGACCAUAUCUCACAUUCUGAAGCCACUCCUCUGUCCCACAUAGCCAUCACCUUGUAUGUGUAGUAAGAGGCCCAUUUCUCACCUGUCUUUUAAAUAUCAAAAGGUAGUUUCUGUGAAUAACAACUAGUUUUAAUGAGUUAAAAAGUCGAAGCCUCAGCUCUAGUUGAUAUCCAAAUUUUGAUUUAUUUUGCAACUACCUCAGGACAGAAAAGUUUUAUGGGGAUUUUAAAAAUCAUUGAAUAAGGACAGAAAAGAUUUAUGGGGAUUUUAGAAAUCAUUGACUAAUUAGUUAAAUGAGAUUUUAGCUACACACUGCCUCCCAAAUAUUAGUUGUGCCUGGUUCUUGUCAUUUGAUUUUACAAAAAGAGAUGACACUUGAGAUUCUUGGAAUGAACGAAGCUUCUGUAGUAUGCAUAAUACUUUUUUUAAUGUCCCUUCUUCCAUUACAGUGUGUGUUUUGCAAGGUCAGGUUCAUUUUAAGCCCAUUUUGUGAACGCCAUUGUGCUUUUUUUCCUAGUGUUUUAUGCAAGUUGACUACUAAUAACUAAGGAGAACAGUAUGAAUGCAUUGUUACUGCAUUAGUGUAAUGUGGUGUGGUUUUGCAGUUCAGAGGUAUUCACAUGCUCUAGUUGUAAAUGUUCAUAAAAAGCCACUUCUGUACUAGUCAAAUUGCUUUUAGUGAGUCUUACCAGUGGUUUUACAUCUGCAGAGUAUUGAGGGCUGUACUGACUUUUAAGAAGAUUGAAAUUGCUUCAUAUUGUGAUCCUAAAUUUUAUAUUCACUAUAUUCCUUAAAGUAUACCUUAAUAAAUAUUUUAUGAUCAGAAACUAGCUCACUUUGCUUUACUUUGCUACAUUUUUCUGGCUUGUGUUAUGGAUUUUUGCUAAUCAAGUAUUGGUUUUCAUUGUGUCUAUUAAAACAGCCACUUAUACUCUGAUGCCAACUAGAAUGAAGUCUUGCACUAAGAACAAAUUUUAUCCUCGGUUUUGUUUUUUUAAAUUCUAAACGGGAAAUAUUUUCAAAGUAAGAUAAUGACUGUUCUAUUGUAUGUAAUUCCUAAACUGUGUUCAUUUUUAGCAUGAGUCCUACCUUAUAUUUCAAACAUGAGAAUAUUUUAAAACAUUGUGCUGUUCUCAAUACUGCUGUAUUUUAUCAUUGAAGUUUUAAUGUGAUCACGUCAUUCUUCCCACCUCUACUUUCACAUACACAUAUAUUGGCAACAUUUACUAAAUAUUUGUGCUAGUCACUCACACAUUAUACACUGAAU
Messenger RNA from Perognathus longimembris pacificus (Pacific pocket mouse), 4110 nucleotides. It is a transcript of the gene Uhrf2, whose product is annotated as ubiquitin like with PHD and ring finger domains 2. The record is from RefSeq and is a predicted model, not a curated record. Bases 353 to 2764 code for a protein of 803 amino acids. Gene Ontology annotation, molecular function: protein binding; ubiquitin protein ligase activity. Gene Ontology annotation, biological process: negative regulation of gene expression via chromosomal CpG island methylation; protein ubiquitination. NCBI's taxonomy places the organism in Eukaryota, Metazoa, Chordata, Mammalia, Rodentia, Heteromyidae. The transcript is spliced from 16 exons.